Phoenix dactylifera (date palm) is the source of this 7290-nucleotide messenger RNA. RefSeq lists its product as uncharacterized. Gene Ontology annotation, molecular function: protein binding; histone H3K36 methyltransferase activity; zinc ion binding. The record is from RefSeq and is a predicted model, not a curated record. Gene Ontology annotation, cellular component: nucleus. NCBI's taxonomy places the organism in Eukaryota, Viridiplantae, Streptophyta, Magnoliopsida, Arecales, Arecaceae.
UUCUCCCAGACCGAGCCGGAUUCCAACUCCUUCCCUGAAACCGUCAACAAACUCUCUCCCUGUCCCCCCCCCCAUCUCUCCCUCUCUCUCUCUCUCUCCCAUCGUGGAGACGCCAAGAGCUUAUAUGCUUCGAACCCAGCGAGCGGCGUUGGUGGCGGAGAAGAAGAAGCCGAAGCGGCGGCCGAUCAGAGCCCUCCCCGGGUUUUCUAGGAAUGGGGGAGGCGGAAAGGAAUCGUUGGGGAGAUCGGGAGGUCGGAGAGGAGUCCAUGUGCGGAUUGCUGCCGGCUGUCGGAGGACUGGGGGAGGUUCUUGGGAGCCCUCAGGACGGUUGUGAUUGUUUGUUGUUAGAUAGGACUGAAGGAGAGGAAUGUGAGCCCCGGCCAGCCCCGGAGAAGGUUGGUGAGCCCUUGGAUGGCAAUGGUGCUACUGGUGAUCAGGCAUUGGAUGGGUUUCAUGAUGCUGGUCAUGUGGGUCUGGAGAAUGAUUAUCUGGUGGCUGGUCGGACAGAUGUCUCGGAUGUAAAAGAGGGAGCUUGCUCUCCUACUUGCAAUGAUAGUGUGGCUUCUGCGCAUUUUGAGAAUGGUGCAAGGGCGUUGGUUGAGGAGGAGGAGGAGGAGGUGGUGGAAGAUGGUUGUGGGCAUUUUGUGGGGGCUGAGGAAGAAAGUGGGUUUGUCGUUUUACAAGAAGAACCCGUGGUGGGAACUCCCAAGACGGUUAAUAAGGAAGAUUGCAGCGCUGGUCAUGCGUGUGUUGAGAAUGGUCUCCAAAUGAGCAAUGAUUUGGAAGUUAGGGAACUGGAGGAGAGAGCUUCCUCUCCUCCUUGUGAUGGCUAUCGCGUUAUGGUGGAUAGCAACAAUAGCUUGGGAGUAUCAGUUAAGGAGGUAGACAAGGUGGGGGAAGGUUGUAGGGGGGUUGUGGAGGCUAAGGAAGAGAGCAGGCACCUUGUCUUAGAAGAGGGGCCCUCCCAGGAGACUUCCAAGAUGGUUUUUAGGGAAAAGUUCAGCACUCAUCAUACACUUGUUGAAAUUGGUCACCUUGUGCAAAGUGAUGCAAAUAUUACCGAACAGGUGGAGCCAGGCUUCUCUCCUACUUGUGAUGGCCAUGGUACUUCUGACGAUAUUGGGAAUUGCUCUGAGGUAUUAGUUAAGGAGAACAAGGAGGUGAAUGACGGUUGUGGGAGGUUGGGGGCUGAGGAAGAGAGGAGGCAUCUUUCCGCAGAACAGAGACCUUCAGUUCAGACUCCGAAGAUGGUUAAUGGAGAAGAGAAUGAAGACUUUCCAGGUCUGUCACCGCUGAGAACAUUGGAGGGAGAUGGUUCUCGGAAUUCUCCUGGAAUUGCGAUUGGAUUAGAAGGUGGAUACAUUGCUGGAUUGUUUGAUGACAUUAAAGACUGCAGCAGAUGUGAUGAUGCCCUUCUUGUUUCUUCUGAGCUGACAGCAGAUUUCUCCUUGAUAAAAACAAGUGAGGACACCACUAAACAUGUAGGUAGGUUUUGCUGUCCUCAUCUUUCUAGGGAUUGCUUGGAUACUUCAACAAACUGCAAUAUCAUGAUUUGCGCAAAUGAUGGAGGCGGUGAGGAGAAUCAGCUGUUAAGCCCACAAUCUGGUUAUUGUCUGAGCAUGGAGUUUAAGGGAGCACAGAAGGAGCAGCACGAAUCUGAAUCUGAAUCUUGCAGUCCUUCAGAUGGAAUUAUUAUUCCCCAGAGAGGCAGUUGCCAGAACUUAAUGCAGGGUUCACCUGAUGAAGUGGGAUCUUGCUCUGUUGUGGAAGGAUCAUCCUCUCAGCAAUCAUAUCAUCCAUUUACUGCUGCAGAAAAUCAUCCUUCAGAUUACUCAUUGGGGCCAGAAUUCAUAGGGAACGAUUCUGAUGCUUGCAACAUAACAUCAACUUGCUGUAAUAAUGGAAAAUAUCCUUGUGGACAGUUGAGUGACAGAGGUAUGGUCAAUCCAAAACCUGUUCCAUUAAUUGUCUUCAGGCGUACAAACCCUAAACGUGCUGCUUCCUUGAGGAAUAACCUUAGUGAAGAGAGGCUGGAUCCAUUAAGUAGAAAUAGAAAUAAUGCAAGGAAAAGCAGGAAAGCAAUUGACACUAGCACAUCAAUUUCAAGCAGCACUUUUAAUAUCUUAAACAAAGUAACAAGGAAAAGAAGCUGCUUUGACAGACUGGUACGACAUUCUGUCUGGGGGAAGGCUGAAAACAUUUUAAGGAUAUUCAAGCAAAAUGGUGAGCUUGGAAGAUCUGAUUCUGAUCGAACUCAAAUUCAGAACAAAAGGUCAAGGAAAGGGAGGCAUGGGGCAGGUAGAAAGCUACAAAAUACAACUCAGAAAGAUGGGAGUUUUAGAUUGUCAAAAACCAAAUGUGCUGUUCCAACCAAUUUUAUGCAUAUAAAGGAUCAGAUGUAUGUGCAACCUACGUUUCCUGCUCUGGUUUAUUCACAAGCUUCAGCAGAAACCAAUAAUAUGUGCCUGCCAUUAAAUUCCUGUACCAAUUCUGGUAUUUCCAGUAAAGUUGACGUUGAACACAAAGUGGCAGAAGAUAGGCAUGUGAUGGGACUCAAGUCACUUCAACGAGAUGGACAGCUUGGAGACAAGGAUGUGGAAAGUACUUUGACUCACGAAACAUCUGUUGGUAAAAUGCUGGGUGAGUGCCCUGGGGUUUCAUCUCGAGUAGGGUCUGAGACAUUGGUGGAAGCCAUCAACAAGAGGCACUCAUUAGAUCCAGGAUCAUCACCAGACUCUGAUGUUUAUAACCCUGUUGUGGAUAUUGGUGUUGUGGUUAGUGAGGCUGCCUUGUCAACAAGCCCAGAUGCUGGAGUGGUUCCAAGCAUACUUGUUCCUGUACCUGUGGUUCAAGAUGACCUGCAUGCUGCUGCUUUGACUGACUUCAAAACUAUUCUGAGUCCUGUAUCUUGUCUGUCUAUACAGCCAAAGGCCAAUACUAAGAAAGGAAAGAAAGGAAAGAAAGGGAAGAAAGGUCUUGAAGCCAAUGUUACAACAUGCACCAUAUCAGAACAUCCUAUUAUUGAAGAAAAGUUGCUUGGUCUAGAAAGCCUGAACAAUGCUAGUGUGCCUUUAAAGUUCAGUAGGCGUAAAUGUAAAAAGCAAAGUGGCCCUGAUGAAGGAACUCCUGUAUGUUCUAAGUCCAUCAAGAAAUCUGCUAGAAAAGCUUCAAAAGAUAAGACCUUUCCUGUGGAUUCUGCGGUGCUUGGAAUGGUUGAACGUGAGAGGUUUGAAGAACAUAUGAAAAAGGAAGUGGGUUACAAGAUGUGGCCAUUGCCUGGGUUUGAUAUUGGGGAUAGAAAGUCAGAAGGUGGAACAUUGGGGGCCUCACUGCUGACUGAUAAAAUUAAAGGGCAUAAACUUCCUAGAAGUACCAAUUCCAGGGUGAGUAAGGGCAGUUCGGGUAAAACUAUGGCAACAAGGUGCAAGAGAAAGGAUGUUCAUGGUCCGAAGAAGAAUAGUGCAAGGAAGUCAGCCAAUAAGAGCAGAAGCAAGGAGAAAAGUCAAACACUUGAUUCUUGCUUAGAAGAAAGUCGGAGCGUGGGCUUGUCUUCAAGGGCAGCUAAUAAGUUUUCACUGACUGUAUCAACUGAACUAAGCUGUAAAUAUAGUGCUGGAAGAGAAGCUGUUUCCAAAAAUGUGUCAGACUCUGGUAUGGCACCUGCAGGUGAUGAACUGGCAUCAAAUGAAGCUUCUGCAUUAGAGGGCCAGGCUUUACCACCACGUGUUGCAUGGGUGUGCUGUGAUGAUUGCCACAAGUGGCGCUGCAUAUCAGCUGCACUUGCAGAUAUUAUAGAUGAAACAAAUUGCAGAUGGACUUGUAAGGACAACACAGACAAGGCAUUUGCUGACUGCUCAAUACUGCAAGAGAAGACAAAUGCAGAAAUUAAUGCAGAGUUGGAGAUUUCAGAUGCUUCUUGUGAUGAAAAUUUUUCCAACAUACAACCUAGUUCUAAGGGAACUGGAAUUUCAAAAUUAACAGCUUCACAACAAGCCUCUUGGACGCUUAUCAAGUCUAACUUGUUUUUGCAUCGUAAACGUAAAACUCAGACCAUUGAUGAGAUCAUGGUUUGUCAGUGCAAACCUCCUUUAGAUGGCAGUUUGGGUUGUGGAGAUGCAUGUUUGAACCGGAUGCUUAACAUAGAGUGUGUCAAAGGAACCUGCCCACGUGGGGAUCUUUGUUCAAAUCAGCAGUUCCAGCAACGCAAAUAUGCCAAAUUUAAGUGCUUUCGUUGUGGAAAGAAAGGCUAUGGCUUACAGCUGCUUGAAGAUGUAUCUCAAGGGCAAUUUCUUAUUGAAUAUGUUGGGGAGGUGCUUGAUUUAGCUUCAUAUGAAGCUCGUCAAAGAUACUAUGCUUCCAGAGGUCAGAAGCAUUUCUACUUCAUGACAUUGAAUGGUGGUGAGGUAAUAGAUGCAUGUGCUAAAGGAAACUUGGGGCGCUUCAUCAAUCAUAGCUGCAAUCCUAAUUGUCGCACUGAAAAGUGGAUGGUAAAUGGAGAAGUUUGUAUUGGACUAUUUGCGAUAAGGGACAUUAAGAAGGGCGAAGAGGUAACAUUUGAUUACAACUACGUAAGAGUAUUUGGUGCUGCUGCUAAGAAAUGUGUAUGUGGUGCUCCUGAAUGCCGAGGCUAUAUUGGCGGUGAUCCAUUGAAUACUGAGGUUAUUGUCCAAGGUGAUUCAGAUGAUGAAUAUCCUGAACCUGUGAUGAUCCAAGAAGAUGGUGAAAGAGAGCUAAAUGUGGAGGAGAUUGUUUCUGAUGCUAUGAAUGUUAUGACUCUGAAACAUGAAGAGAUUUCUAUGGAAAAUCAAGAUUUGCUAAUUCAAUGUGCUCCCACAAUCCCAGACUCAAAAGAUUAUCAACAAACCAACGAAACCAUAUUCAGGCCCUUAUCUGAUGUUAACUCAUUGGAUGCUUCUUGUCAAACUGUUCCUAUUCAAACUGAAGAAACCAUGUCCAGAUCCAUAUUUGAUGUUCGGUCAUUAGAAAACUCUACGAAGAGUCUGGAUAAUAGAGAAACUGAAAUGACCAUGUGCAGACCUGUAUCUGAUCUUCAACCUUCAAAGCUUUCUUUUCAAACCUCAGUUACUAUGAAAGAAUCAGUGUCUGGUUCCAUCCUGAGGAGCAAGACUUCCCUGUCCGAGGUUGUUGAUGAUAAGCAAAAUACAUCAAAAACUUAUCCUGCAAAAUCAUCUCAUUCAAGCAGUACAAUAAAGAAGAGCAGGUCAAAUGCAAAAAACCUGGUUCCCCACAAGGUCAAAAAAUUGCCAACAAGUGUUAGUAGUGGACAUUUUGAUGGAGUUGAAGAAAAACUUAAUGAGUUACUAGAUGAGGAUGGAGGCAUUAGCAAGAGGAAAGAUGCCACUAAAGGCUAUUUGAAGCUUCUCUUUGUCACUGCAGCAGGAGGGGAUACUGUUGGAGGCUGUGCAUCUCAAAGCAUACGGGAUCUUUCCAUGAUACUUGAUGCUCUUUUAAAAACAAAAUCACGGACAGUCUUAGUGGAUAUAAUUAACAAAAAUGGAUUGCAGAUGCUGCACAAUAUAAUGAAGCAAAACCGCACUAAAUUCAACAGAAUUCCUAUAAUCCGGAAGCUUCUCAAGGUGUUAGACUUUCUUGCACUAAAAGAGAUCCUUACCCCAGAACACAUGAAUCAGGGUCCUCCAUGUAGUGGAAUGGAAAGCUUUAGGGACUCAAUAUUGAGUUUGACCAGACACGGUGAUAUGCAGGUUCAUCAAAUUGCUCGCAACUUUAGAGAUAAAUGGAUUCCUCGUACUAUCAGAAGAGUCGAGCCAUCAGAUAGGGAUGAUAGCCAACUAGAUUCACAGGGUUCCUACUGCAGUUGGUUUGAGUCAUCCAUGUACAGGCGUCGGCGUGAUCAUGCAGCAAGACAAACUGAUGCCAUCGUCUGUGUUAGUGAAUCAGUCCAACAGCCAACAUCUCCAUGUUUAGUUGAUAUCCCUGGAGAAACUUCUUCACAUCCUGAUCAACUGGUUUCCAGCUCUGCACCCUUGAUGGAUAACAAUGCGGCAAGCAGGACAAGAACACGCAAACGUAAGAGCAGGUGGGAUCAGCCAUUGGAUAUCACAGACCCAGAUCCAAGGACCUUGUGGUCAGUUGAAGAUAAAACUGUUGAAGCAGGUUCAAAAUUUAUAAAAGGUUGUUCACAACCAGAUCAUGGUUCUCAACUUGAGAAAUUAAAGAAAGAUUUUGGGACCCAGAGAGCGGAGAACAGUUCUUUUGAUGAAGUUGCAAGUGUGAAGAAUCUAAUGCAGCAGAAUGACGAUGAUGAAGCACCACCUGGAUUUGGGUCUCCUCAGAAGGAUUGCCAUCCUCAGGUUUCUUCUGAAACUACAGUGGCUACAGGUGAAGUGGUAAUGGGGUGCAUACAGGAGAGAUUCCUCUCACAAAUAAGUGUGUCAUACGGCAUUCCUUUGGCCCUCAUGCAGCAGUUAGGACGCACUGAAACUGGGGGAAACCACACUCACCCACACUGGUUGAUUGCACCUGGCAUGCCUUUCCAUCCUUUUCCACCUCUUCCACCAUAUCCCCGGGAAACACCCAGCCCUGUAAGUUCAGCACAGUCAUCUUCUAACCACAGUAUGACUCAGACUGCCAAAGAAAUACAGCUAACUAAGCGACGGCUUGAAGAGUCUCAGACGACAGAUCUGAUUCCAAAUUCAUCAGGAGAAAGGCCAGCAGAUAUACUUGAAUCAAGGCCCAGUAACUCACAUACUAUUGAAAGAGUAGGAUGGCCUUCUAAUAGCUCUGGAAGGAGGUUUUUCCGACCACAGAGGUGGAACAACCUGAGGUUUCAGAGAUAUUGCCCCCCUUGGCCCCGGGAAGGCAAUUGUCAUGGCCACCUUGGUAGCAUAAGAAAAAGGGAUUCUGGUGUAGGUGAAGGAAAUCCAAGGGAUGGUAGUGGUUUAUGCUCCUCAGAUUGUAAGCAAUUAUGAUGUUAGCUCCAGUUGUCAUUAACCACCACAUAAUAAUUGAUUGUGGUCAUUUGAUUGAUUGAAAAAGGAGUGGAGGUAGCAAGUAGGUGCUUCUUGAUGUAUUUGUAAUUCUUUUCCAUGCUAGUAUCUAUCAGAUGAAAUUUCUGUUUGUCCCCUGUGCAAACUCGUAAACUCACUGAGGGCAGUUCAUUUAUUUUGAAGGUUAUACAGCUAAUUAUAUCUGUCAAACGAAGCUCAUUUUAUCUGUUCCUUCUGUGAGCUUGAUCUUGGUCACAGUUCAGCUGUAGGGAUGAGCGUUUCUGAUUGAAAUUACGUAAUAAUACAAAAAGCAGAUUCAGCA